Molecule: messenger RNA, 674 nt
Organism: Gymnodraco acuticeps
Lineage: Eukaryota; Metazoa; Chordata; Actinopteri; Perciformes; Bathydraconidae
Gene: gra
Product: granulito
Exons: 7
Source: RefSeq, a predicted model, not a curated record
UAUCCAGUUCUUAUUAUACAUCCAAGACUCGAGCUGGUUUCUCCAAAAUUACCUACCCCACCUUUAAUUACAGGACGCGAUCAACAAGUGGCAUAUGCAAUGUAUUUCCCCCUGUUGUCUGAUUAUAUUGACAUGGUUUUUGAAACGAAACAUAUUUUAAUUUGAAAAUUCCUUACCGGAAGUCAUGGUUUUCUCUUGACCACCAUGCCACCUGUGAUGUGAGCAGGAAUACAUCCUCCACGCCGAGUGACAGCAGGAUGGAGGUUUCCAGGAGAAGAAUCCUCCAGAAGCAUCUGGAGCCAGCCAGACCACUGCGCCGCUGCCUCCCUGCUGACACCGAGUCCAACAUAAAUGCUGCUACGUGUGCACAGGCACUGAGGGAUGAGGAGGAGCAUGAGACUCCUAUUGGAAUUGAGCAGUUCUGCAAGAUUGUUAACCUCCACAAAAGAAAGAAGGUAAGGAACACCAUGGUCUUGAUAGCUAGAAUAUCUUACAGCAGAGAUGUUCUACUUGGUCUUUCAAGUUGUCCUGAAGCCAAGAAGAAGCCACCAUUCUUGCCAGAGCACCCCAUAGUCCUAAUGGAAGCCAGACAUUUUGGGCCCUUCACGCCUCAUGAAAUGAGGUGUAAUGGAGGAAAUUAAGACAUGGUGGCAGAAAGGCUCCACUCACCUUAA